GUUUGCUGAAGGAGCCACAAACGGACGCGCGAGAAAGCUGGAGUGGAUAAGGAGCGACAUUUGAGGGAGACUCGCGUGCCAUUACGCACCAGGCUGCUCCGAUGUGGAGCUAAUCGAUCCAACUAACCCUCAUCAUCAUCAUUAUUGUGAUUUAUAUUCCAAUACGUGUUUAUGUGAGUGGACAGAAGAGGAGCGCGUCACGGUCAUACCGAGCACCGGGGAAAGUUGGAGUACAGCGGGACGAAGCAGCGGGAUGUUUAACGCGUGAAAAGCUGCAGGAAAGUGUUUGUUUCUCCGCUCUUGGACCGGAUGCUCUGUGGAUACUCGGUCACGCGCUGCUGCACCGGAACAUGCGGCCGUUACCGGACUCUGUGAGCUCCUCUCGGGUCCAGGAUCCCCGCUAACACCGUCUCCUGGGGUUUGUUCGUGCCUUCUCCGUCAUGCCGGCGGCAGUUUCACUGGUUUCCAGCGCAGAAAGAGAGAUAGGUAGUGAGUGAGAGACACCGAGAGAGCGCGUGAGAGAGAGAAAGAGAGAGAGGCACGCGGGAGUGAACCGGACCGGACCGCGCGGGAAACCGUUUUUAGUCUGACUCUGGGGAUUACAGCUGCACGCGACAUGAUCCUGAUCACUCUCAUCACUUUGGUGUCUCUGCUGGAUGUGUGCGUCUGCGACUCAGAGCUGGGCUCCCCCGGCUGGAGGGAACCUCUGGACUGCGUCCGAGCGUCUGAGCUGUGUAACCAGAACAGCCAGUGCAGCUCCCGGUACCGGAUCAUGCGCCAGUGCCUCUCGGGAGGGGACAAGGAGCGCAGCGCCAUGCUGGCCUCCAAGGAGUGCCAGGGGGCGCUGGAGGUGCUGCAGGACUCUCCGCUGUACGACUGUCGCUGCAAGAGGGGCAUGAAGAAGGAGCUGCAGUGUCUGCAGAACUACUGGAGCAUCCACAUGGGUCUGACCGAGGGGGAAGAGUUUUACGAGACGUCUCCAUACGAGCCGAUCCACUUCUCCGAGGAGUUCAGACACGCCUCCAUCAUCUCAGAUUCGUCUUUGUCCAAGAUGAGCCCCUGCUCCGAGGCCGGGAAACCCUGUAACCCCUGCCUGGACGCAGCCAAGGCGUGUAACCUCAACGAGACGUGUAAACGUCUGCGCUCUGCCUACAACUCCAUCUGCAGCAAGGCCACGCCCCCUCAGCCCUCUGUGGCCAAUCAGGAGCCGUGCAGCAGGAAAAGAUGUCAGAAGGCCCUGCGUCAGUUCUUUGAGCGCGUCUCAUGGGAGCUCAGUUACCCGCUGCUCUUCUGCUCGUGCCCGGACCAGGCGUGUGCAGAACGCCGCCGCCGCACCAUCGUCCCCUCCUGCUCGCACCAGGAGAGACACAAACCCUCCUGCCUGGAACUGCGGCGCACCUGUCGCUCCGACGCCCUCUGUAGGUCCCGUCUCGCUGAUUUCCACAUGAACUGCCAGAUGACGUCUCACACGGUGACCAGCUGUCCCCAUGACAACUACCACGGCUGCCUCAUGUCCUACGUCGGCCUCCUCGGCUCUGAUGUAACACCUAACUACAGCGACAGCAGCCCGUCCAACAUUACCAUCAGCCUGUGGUGCAGCUGCAGGGGAGCAGGAAGUCAGGAGGCUGAGUGUGACGCUUUCCACCGAGACUUCACACACAACACCUGCCUCAGAAACGCCAUCCAGUCAUUCGGCUACGGCUCAGAGGGAGGAGUUCAUCACAUGACCGAGCCAUCUUCCACCUUCCUCCCCCCCGCCCAGCCGCCAAUCAUCUCCAAACCCGCCCCCUCCUUACACGGCAACGCAAUCAAACCCAUGGACAGCGCGUGCAUGUUCUCCACCUGCGCCAACCUGCAGGAUGGAGGCCAGAAGUGCAUCCCCUCUGACGAGUUUGAGUGCGAGGAGGCUCUGUUGGCCCAGGGGUCAAUAGACUCUCAGGACUCUGCGGGGCCCAAGAGCGGCAGCCGGCAAUCAGCUCCGCUCCUCCACCGCCUCUCUGUGACUGUGUGUGUAUCCGUCCUGCCAACAUUUCUACUCCUCGUCUCAUAAACAUGAACGCUCACAUGCACACUGCACAAACACUCAAACCAACACACACACCCACAUACACACACACACACCCACACAGUCAUAAAUGGCAGAGAAAGUCACACGACUCUUAAGCCCUCCGCUGCGGGAAAAUGUCAACCACCAGACAUCCAAACAUCAUCUUCGGCCUUUAGAGGAGGGAAAGUGUUCUGGAGGACGUUCAGAUUCUCUCUCCACACACACACACACACACACACACACACACACACACACACACACACACACACACACACACACACACACACACACACACAAUGAAGAUGAGGAAUGGAAGAAGAGGAGGAAGAAGCGGGACUGAAUUUGGUUGAGAGGGCGGGGAAUUACAAAGGCAGAGACAGAGAGACUCUUGGGAUUUUGGAUCAUGCCGACUUCAUUUCCAAAUCUCCGGGUCUCGAGGGUUUGUGUUGCUUUUUGUGCAGACCCGUCGCUGACUCACUCCCUCCA
This is a messenger RNA of Labrus bergylta (ballan wrasse), 2533 nucleotides long. RefSeq names its product GDNF family receptor alpha 2b (gene gfra2b). Gene Ontology annotation, biological process: nervous system development. Gene Ontology annotation, molecular function: signaling receptor activity. The record is from RefSeq and is a predicted model, not a curated record. Gene Ontology annotation, cellular component: signaling receptor complex; external side of plasma membrane. Lineage: Eukaryota; Metazoa; Chordata; Actinopteri; Labriformes; Labridae.